AUGAGAAACCAACUUGAAAGAAACGAAAAAGGAACAACAAAAAAGAGAGAACAGAGGUACAAAAAAAAUGAAAAAGGAAAAAAGGAUGAAGAGCGAAGAUAUGGGAAGAAUUUAAAUUAUUAUCCAUGCUCUAGCGAAAUCGAGUCAAGAAGAAUCGAUUCUAUGAACAGAAAGAAGAGAAUUACAAAGGAAAGACUUUGGAACAAUGAAAAUUUUCACGAGGAUGAUGAAAACAUGAUGUGCCUUCAAAACUUCAUCCUGAAUGAUAUAUCAGAUGAUAAUAUAAACGAAACGAACAAAAUCGUAUACGACAAUUUUGAAAAUGAGAAGGGAAAAAAGUUUCCCUAUGGGUCUGAAAAAAGAAGGGAAAAUAAAAAGUUAAACAAGAAUCACAAUAAAAACAUAGCUCAAGAAAAAAAUCGACUAAGGGAUAUGACGUACAACCAAAUAACAGGAUUAAAUUUAACUAAUUACCUUCUAGUACCUGAUGAAAUGAGGCACAAAUACACAAACACAUAUUUAUUUCAAAUAUCGAAAAGAUUACUUGUUAUGAAAAAGCCAUGGAGAUUGCCAAAAAAUGUGGAAUUACAAAUAAACAAUGUGUAUCAUUUGUCAAAUUAUAUAAAAGUGUUAGAAAGAAUAUCAAGUGAAUAUUUGAAUGACCCCCCGAUAAAUUAUUAUUACAAAGGAUUAGAAUUAUACAACAAAAAUGUAUUUGCAAAUAUAGAUUAUUUGUUAAAAAAAGUAGACAUAAAAAAUAUUCCCAAAUUUUUUCAUUACAAAGAUUUAAUAAAAGUAAAUGAGUGUUAUUAUGAUUUGAGUACUUUUGGAAAAUCUCCUAAUGCCAUGUUUUAUCAAUCUUAUGUAAUAUGGGAUAUACAUGGGAGUAGUUUAACCCUAGAACAAGAAUAUGAAAAUUUCUUUGAUUCACAAAUUAUGGAUUACAGUUUUGGCGAAAAGGAAUUCCCAAAUUUGAAAUACAUUUUAAGUAUUUGUAGUUCAAUCCUUUUUUGGCUUAAUUUUAAUAAAAAAGAUAAUUUCGCAAUUAUAAAUUAUCAUAAAAUUAGUUCAUUCAUUUUGUUAAUUUUCUCUUGUGUCAUGCUAGUCAUAGAUAAUACAUUAACUUUUUCACAAAUUCAAGAAAUUCUCUAUAAAUCGUCAAAAAUAAAUAACAGUUAUAAGGAUAAUGAAGAGGAUAAUACCAACGCAGAUAUCACUUCAAAUUACUUUGGAAAUAAAUAUGAAAAUAAUUCCAAUUGUGAAAAAUCGGAUGACACAUCUUAUAUGCAAGCGAACAAAGAGAUGGAAAAAAAGUAUUCUUAUAUCCUAAAAGGUAAUAACGAAAUAUAUCCAAAUAAUAAUACACGUAGAAGAAAUAGACAUAGUUAUGAAAAGGAGAAGUACAUUUCUCAACGCAAAAAUAUUCAUAAAAAUAACGCUCAUGAGGGAGAAGUUCAUACAAAAAAAAGAGAAAUAUCGGAUUCGACACAUGUCCACAAUUUUAACAAUUACAACAUCAAUGAUUAUGCACCAUAUGACAUCCUUUUUAAUAGAAGUGAUAUGGCAUUACCCAAUUCUGAAUAUAGCAGAUAUAAAGGCAUAAACGAGUUUAAUAAAAUGCAAUAUCAUACAUUAAAUUUAAGCAGGAGAAGUGGGGAAUUUGAUAAUGAAAUAAAAAAUUCAUUAAAUAAAAAGAAACCCAAAUUUUCCAAUUCUUGGGGAUUUCAUCUAACAAAUAGAGAAACAUAUAAAAAUAAUAAAGUAAAAGAUCAUCAUUUUUGGAUUCCAUUUGAUUACUGGAAAUCUUCGCACAAAAGAUAUUUUUUUUAUAUUUAUGAAUUAAUGAAAAAUAAAAAUAAAAAAGUUGAAAACAUUCCUUUCAAAUUAAAAAGCAUUAUUUUUAGUGAUUAUGCCAUGUGUUCCCUUUCGGUAGAGGUGUAUGAAAUUAUUUACAAAGAUAAUCAGGAAUUUCACCUGGAUGUUUUGUCAGAUUAUGAUUCUCAUGAGGAAGAAGUAUCCACGGAUGAAGGUUUAAAUAAAUUCACAGAUCCUGAAGAAUCGAAUGGGAGAAAAUACGCGCAAAAUGCAUCUGGAGAGGAAAGUACCUGUGAAGAUGAAAUUUUUCAGAGUGACUUUUCACUUCAUGGAAAAUCAAAACAUUAUGAACUCAAAAUGAAACAAAGAAGCCUAAAUGAAUGCAAUCCUAGUCAGUAUUUGGAUAGAAAACAUGAAACUGAAUAUUUCAUUAACAAGCUUUAUAACACAGGGAGUGCUAAAAAAGCGAAUAGUAAAAUUUGUACAGAAAAUAACCCCCUAUGUAGAAAAAUACACAUGAAUAAUGAUCCUUAUGGGGAAGGUGAAUCAUUUGAGAAUUUAAGUUUGUCUAAGAAUGCACCUGCAAAGGAUAUCUUUUUUAUAGAUAGGACCCAAGACAAAAAGAUAGAAGUAAAAAAUAAGUUGAGAAGAACAUCUAAUUAUAAUUUAAGAAAUAGUUCAAAUACCGGCAGUGGGAGCUGCAAAGUUGAAACGUUUUAUAUGGAAAAUUCAUUAAAUCCGUUAAAUUCAUCAAAUUCGUCAAAUGAGGCAAAUACAUCAAAUUCGCCAAGUGCGGAAAAUACAUCAAAUUUGCCAAGUGCGGAAAAUACAUCAAAUUCGCCAAUUGAGGAAAAUUAUCGAAAUCCAUCAAAAUCGCCAAAUUUUGUAUUAAAUCACAAUGUCGAACCAGAAGAGGGAGAAGAGAAAAAUGUGGAUCAUAAUCCCCCCAGCAUCCCCAGUGAAAAUAUUUACAACAGACAAAACAGGAAUCAACAUGGUGAUAAAUACAUUUUGUCCAGACAGCUUAGAUCAAAAUCGCCAAAGAAAAUAUCAACAGAUCAUAUGUACAGGUAUAAAAAUGAGGAAAUUUCAUUCAAGAGUAAUAUACAAAAUGGAAUUACAAAAGGGAAAAUAAGUACUACUAAGAAAACGAAAUCACAAACAUCAUUUGGUGAAAAGAAGAAUAACAAUUCAGUAAAUGAGAGUGAAUAUUAUAUCUCAAUUAUGAAGGAACGUUUUCGUGAUAUACCUAAAAGGGGAGGAAGAAAAGGUGGAGAUGAAGAAGAAUAUAUGAAGGAUAAGAAAAGAAAAGAAAAGAAAAUUUACGACUUUUUAAGGAAAAAGAGAAAAAAAAACUCCUCAAAAAUGGAAGAUGGAAAUAAAGGAGGAACAUGCACGAAAUCUGGUUAUGAAUACUUUUUAAAAUGUAAUAGCUUGAAUUAUAAUAUUGUAUCAUCAUAUGAAAAAAAUAAGAAAAAGUAUGUAACAAUCGAUUUCACACAUGAUGCUGAAGGGAAUACCAAAGAGCACAUUAUAUGUGGGGAUAUUCUGAUACUAAUUGGACAUAAAAAUAUAGAAAAAUUUCAUAAAGGAUUUUCAAGUUCUUAUUCAUUUCAUACUGGUUUUUUAAAAAAAUCCUCAUCUGAAAUUAUUCAUAUAAGGAAAGAUGAUAUGGACAUUAAUAGUAAUUAUGAAAGCUACAUUCCGGAUGGUAUGAAACUAUCCAUAAUUUUAGAUACUGCUAGCAAUAAUGAUUGUAUGAAAGCGUACAAAAAGAGUUUAAAGAGUCAUAACAAAACCGAAGAUUUGAAAUCAUUAAAAGUUUUUGAAAAAAGUAAAUCUUUCGAAUCUAAUGAUUCUAAGCAUGUUAUUAGUUAUGAUCAUCGAGGAUAUGAAAAUUCCAUUUCAGAGUCUGAGAUGAGUUUCCACAUUAAGGGAAUGAAAAAAAGCACAGGAAAAGUGAUAAGAAGGAGAAAGGAAAGAGAAAAAGAAUCGCAAGAUAGUGAAGGUAACGAAGAAGGAAAAGACGAAUGGAGGAAUCGAAAAGGUAAACACAGAUUGGUGACUAAUAUGAGGAGGGAGAUAAAAGCAAGAGAGUGCUCAGAGGAGUGUGAAGAGAAGUGCGAAGAUGAUCGUGAGGAGGAGUUCGAAGAUGAUCGUAAGGAGGAGUUCGAAGAGGAGUGUGAGGACUUCGAAGAGAAGAAUGAAGAAUCAGACGAGAUACGCAAUCACAAGGGAGAAACAAAACCGAGACGGAAACAGGAGAGAGAAGAGAUGGGGUACAAAUUAUCAGAAGAGAGAGAUCAAAAGAACAAUUUACACAUUAGUAAUAAUAAAAAAAUAAAUUUCGAUUCAAAGAUAAAUGACAAUAGUCACUCAAUUUUCAACGAUAAGGAACCUAAAAUAAAAUAUAAUGCUUCUAACAUAACGCAACUGUUAACGUCCCUUUUUGGUUUUAAAAACAAGGAAGACAAAUAUUCAUUAGUAAAAAAACAAAACGCAUGCUCUUUAUUAUCGUCCAAAAGAUCUUUUUCAAAUUUAAUUUCUCUGAAAGACUAUUUACAGAGACAGUAUGAAGUGAUUACGAGACCAACAGAAAGUAUGUACAACUUUGUUAAAAAUCACGUUUUAAAAGUGAAUAUGCCUUUAGUGCAUUAUUUAAAAAAAAUAACCCAUUUGUCUAAUUUAAAAAUUUAUUACUCUUUAAAAUUGUGCAAUAAUGAUUUAAGUAAAUCUUUAAAUUUUAUCGUAUCCAUAUGGGGAAUUAAGAUAUUAAAAAAUAAAAGUUCCAUUAGAUACUCAUCAAAUUUUAAUGAACUACCUGAAUUUAGAGAAGAAUUUAAACAAAUUCCCCCUCGUGAUGCGAGUAUAAAAACAUUCAUUGAGUCAACAAAAAAUGUCGAUUAUUUAGAUAGCACAAGUGUCAGUUGUACACAUGUAGAAUAUUACGAAAAAAUGGAUGAUAGUGCAAAUUUGAAUAAGGAAAAUGAGCAAAUUGUAUCGAAUGAGGAAACAGAUGUAGAAUAUUCGAAGGAAAAAACUAAGAAGAUUAAUUUUCCUCAAUUUUUAAGAGAGACAAUUGAGUUGAACGAGAGUGGGAAGAGCAUUGUGCUGGAUUGUUUGGUCCCAUAUAAUGCGAGUAAUUCGAUGGACAAGGCAAAAAAUGAGGUAAAAAAUGAGGGCACAAAUAAGGAUGGAAGUAAUCACUUGAGUAAAUAUCUGAAUGAACACAACCCCAAGGAACAAGCGAUGAACAGAAUAAACAACAAGGGCCAAUCCGAAGUGGUAACAAACAUUGAUGGAAUAAAAAUUGCCAAAUUAGAAAUUAACAAGAGUUACUACGAAAUGAGAGGUGAAGAAGUAGGUUUUAAAAAAGGGAUAGAAGAAAAAGAUUUGACAAAAAUUGAAAAGGAAAAAGUUGAUUAUUAUAAAGAAAAUAUUAUAGAGGACAAUGAAAGUUUUUUAAAGAGUAUGGUAGCAAAAGAGGAACCAUCUAAACCGGUAGAUUAUAUUAGUAAAAACGAUGAUAUAUUAAAAAAAAUUGAAGAGAACCAUUUUUUUUAUGCAAAAUUACCUAGUGGUGAAUUGAUAAAAUUAAAAAUAAAAGAAACAGAUGAUUCUGGUACAUAUGACAGUAUUCCUUUAUUGUUCAUUGAAUCAAUGGAUGAUUCAGAACGACUUGUACGUUCAUUGAGUAGCUUAAAUUUAAAUGAGGAAGCUCAGAAAAAUGAAGGCAUAACCCUAGACAAUGUCGUUCAUAAGGAUAGUUUAAUUAAUAAUUUGGAAAAAAUGUAUGACCAUAUGAUCACAAAAAAAAACAGUGUUGACUCAACUUUGAGUGCUGAGAGUGAGAAGACAGCUGCAUCUAGGUAUUCUACCUGCGUCAUAGAACCCUCUCUAAAUUCUAUAGUGCAGGUGCGUGAAAAGGUAGUACAUGAAAAUGUAGUGCAUCAAAAGAGAAACGUUGAAAAGAUCGUCAAGGAAGGGGAACUUGUGUUAAGGGAGAAUACAAAAGGAAUCAUGGAAGAAAAUGUGGAAAUGAAGAAAGUUGUAAAAAGUGAGACACAGGAGGGAAAAAGGAAUGAUGCAGUAUACCAAAAGGCAGAUGUCAAAAUGGGAAAUAAAAUUUCAGAUGAAAUGAUGAAACAAUCAGCUAGCGAAAUUAGAACAGUGGAGAAGACGGGCGUUAAUGCUCUCCUUAAAAAAACGAAGGAAAAGAGACCCCCUCCUCCACUACCAGCAGUAUUUCAGAAAAGUUUGAUUCCCAAAGUAAAAUCGGAUACAAUGGAAAAGGAGGAACAUACAAAAAAAGAAUGUAACACAAAAAUAAUUGUUCCAAAAAAAGUCGGAAAAAAAAUUCCAGGUCCACCUCCACCUCUUCCCCCAUUUAUGUUAAAUAAAAAUAAGAUGGGAGAAAAAUCUAAAAUGGGAAUGAAAAAAUGUCCAAUGAAUCUUGGAUUAAAGAAAUGUGGAAAAAUACAAGAAAAGAGACCGUUAGGAAUUAAAUUACAUUGGCAAUUAUUACCAACUCAUAAAAUUGAAGGAACAGUUUUUAAUGAAAUAAAAAGUCAAGAAACAAAGUAUAAUAUAAUUGAUACUAAAGCUGUUCAUAAAUUAUUUGCAAGAGUAAAAGUAGAAAAAACUAUUAUAAAAAAAAGUACAGAAUCCAAGAAAAAAAGUAAUGAAGAAAAGUUAAUAACCGUUUUAGAUAGAACACGGGCACAGAAUAUUGGAAUAUUGUUACGGUUUCCUAUAAGUACUCAAGAAAUUGUUAAUAAGAUAAAUAUAUUUGAUCUUGAAAAUAUAAAUGCAGAAUUUUUACAAAAAUUGUUACACAUUUUACCAACAAAAGAAGAAAGUGAUGGUAUUUUACAAAAGUUAGAACAUGAAAAUGUGAAAGAAGAAAAUUUUAGAGAUGUCGAAAGGAAAUUAAUUCCUUUUGUCUACUUAAAUAAAUGCCAGUGUAAAAUUGAAAUUUGCUUAUUUUCCUUAAAAUAUGAUAAGAUGAUAAAUGAAAUAAAUAAAGAUUUGGAUACGUAUAACAAAGCUGUAAAAGAAGUAAGAUCAAGUGUAAGAUUAAGGUCUUUAUUAAAAGCAGUUCUGAAGUGGGGUAAUUAUGUUAACUAUGGUGUUAAUGACAACGAAGAUUUAGUUGCCUUAGGGUUUACAUUAUCCUCUGUUUUAAAAUUGACCGAAUUUAAAUCUUCACUAGACAAUGCUAUUACUUCGUUGCAUUAUAUCACUGUUAGUCUUUGUACAUACUUACCAAAUUUAAAUAUGAAUUGCCUAGAAAGUGACUUAAGCUCAGUUUUAAUAGCGUCGAAAAUGUCAUCAGAAACUGUAGAUAUUUUACUAGCAUCAUUGGAUAAAGAAAUUACAUACGUUAAAACGCAAUUAAAAUGUACCUAUGAAGACAUUUUUAAAGAAAAAAUGAAAAAUAUUUUACAAGAUAGUGAAACAAAAUAUAUAAACUCUCAAAAGAGAUAUGAAGAAACGAAGAAAUGUGUACACGAAUUAGGUACCUAUUUAGGAGAAGAUAUGACAAAAAGUGGAAAUUUAGAAAAUAUUUUUAUUAUAUUAUCAUCUGUUGUUGAAAAUUUUACAAAAUGUUAUAAGGAUAUUUUAGCAAAUCCGAAAAAAUUUUCUAUAAUGUUAAAUGAUGAAAAUUUAUUAGAUGUAUAUUACACUAUUUUUGGUAAAAGAAAAAAUAAAAGUACGUUCAUUUCUAAGAAUGACAGUGUGAUGAAUAAAGAGAUAUCAGCUAAUAAACAAAUUUUAUCAAAUGAAAAAAAUGAGAACAUUAAAAUUAGCAGAUUGAAAAGCUGCAUAAGUACAGUUAGGAAAAAUGAUAACACUAAGAGUUCUAUGUUUCAACUUAGGAAUAAAUUAAUGCAGGAUAUACAGAAUAGACAUUUCAUUAAAAGGGGAAUUUCCGAUAUAAACAAAAUAGAAAAUGAGCAUAUUAUUCUCCAGAAUGACAAGAAUGACACACAUGAUCUUUCUACAGAAUGUGAUAGAAAUGAUGAAAAAAAAGGAAUUGGAAAAGGAGUAAAAUCAAUCCCAAAUAAUGUAAAUGCAGAGGGUGCUAAUGUGUCAUUUAAUCAAUGUUUUGGGGAAAAGAUAAAAGUAGAAGACAAAAUGAAUGGAGGUAUAAUUAAUGAAAUGUCGCUAGGAAAAGAGUUAAACGUUGAUAUGAGGUCACUUGAUGUUUUAACUACAGAAAUGAAGAUAGGGGAAGAGCUUAAAAUCCAGGGAAAAAUCAGAGCCAAUAUAAAUAUUGUGGACAUAAAGAAGGAUAACCUAGAUACAAGAAUAACAGAAGAGAAAAUGACGGAAUAA
Molecule: messenger RNA, 8154 nt
Organism: Plasmodium gonderi
Lineage: Eukaryota; Apicomplexa; Aconoidasida; Haemosporida; Plasmodiidae
Product: formin 2
Exons: 1
Coding region: 1-8154 (2717 amino acids)
Source: RefSeq, a predicted model, not a curated record